AUUAAAGGCUUAACUGCGCUCCCAUAAACCCUGAUUAAGAAGGUCAUGAAGCUUUAGCCGUUAGCAUUCAGCUAGCACACCAUCGACUGUCUACGUCUCCGCGAGCAGGUUCAUUCAUCCGCCAAAAAUGGAGUGGGCAAGUCAGCUUUGUGAGAACCGCGGUUUGGGAUCCAAGAUGACAGACUCCAAAUACUUCACCACUACCAAGAAAGGGGAGAUCUUUGAGCUGAAGGCAGAGCUCAACAGUGAUAAGAAAGAGAAGAAGAAGGAGGCAGUGAAGAAGGUCAUUGCUUCUAUGACAGUGGGAAAAGAUGUCAGUGCUCUGUUUCCUGAUGUUGUGAACUGCAUGCAAACGGAUAAUCUGGAACUGAAGAAACUGGUCUAUCUGUACUUGAUGAAUUAUGCCAAGAGCCAGCCGGACAUGGCCAUUAUGGCAGUCAACACCUUUGUGAAGGACUGUGAGGACCCCAACCCUCUGAUCCGUGCACUGGCUGUGCGCACCAUGGGCUGCAUCCGAGUGGACAAGAUCACAGAGUACCUGUGUGAACCUCUAAGGAAGUGUCUGAAAGAUGAAGACCCUUACGUAAGGAAGACUGCUGCAGUUUGUGUUGCCAAGCUGCAUGACAUUAACGCCCAGCUGGUGGAAGACCAAGGCUUCCUGGACACUCUGAAAGACCUGAUCUCUGACUCCAACCCCAUGGUGGUGGCAAAUGCAGUAGCGGCUCUGUCCGAGAUAGCUGAGUCUCAUCCUAACAGUAACCUGCUGGACCUGAACCCUCAGACGAUUAAUAAGCUCCUGACAGCCCUUAAUGAGUGCACCGAGUGGGGCCAGAUCUUCAUCCUCGACUGCCUAGCCAACUACAUGCCCCGUGAUGACCGCGAGUCACAGAGUAUCUGUGAGCGGGUAACUCCACGGCUGUCCCACGCUAACUCUGCCGUGGUUCUGUCUGCCGUAAAGGUUCUGAUGAAGUUCAUGGAAAUGCUUCCUAAAGAUCUAGACUAUUACGGCACUCUUCUGAAGAAACUUGCUCCUCCUUUGGUCACGCUGCUCUCAGCUGAACCUGAACUGCAGUAUGUUGCCUUGAGGAACAUUAACCUCAUCGUACAGAAGCGCCCUGAAAUUCUAAAACAUGAGAUGAAGGUUUUCUUUGUGAAAUAUAAUGACCCAAUCUAUGUCAAGCUGGAGAAGCUGGAUAUCAUGAUCCGCCUGGCGUCUCAGGCCAACAUUGCUCAGGUGUUGGCUGAGCUGAAGGAAUAUGCCACUGAAGUGGAUGUGGACUUUGUGCGUAAAGCUGUACGAGCCAUUGGCCGCUGUGCAAUUAAAGUAGAGCAAUCAGCAGAGCGUUGUGUCAGCACACUGCUUGACCUCAUUCAGACCAAGGUCAAUUAUGUGGUGCAGGAAGCCAUUGUGGUCAUCAAGGACAUCUUCCGCAAGUACCCCAACAAAUAUGAGAGUGUGAUUGCCACUCUGUGUGAGAACCUGGACUCUCUGGAUGAGCCUGAGGCACGGGCAGCCAUGAUCUGGAUUGUGGGAGAGUACGCAGAAAGGAUUGACAAUGCAGAUGAGCUGCUGGAGAGCUUCCUGGAAGGCUUUCAUGAUGAGAGCACGCAGGUGCAACUGCAGUUGCUGACAGCAAUUGUGAAGUUGUUCCUGAAGAAACCCACUGAGACCCAGGAGCUGGUGCAACAAGUGCUCAGUCUUGCCACACAGGAUUCUGAUAAUCCUGACCUGCGUGACCGUGGCUACAUCUACUGGCGUCUACUCUCCACUGACCCUGUGGCAGCAAAAGAGGUGGUGCUGGCCGAGAAGCCUCUGAUAUCAGAGGAGACGGACCUGAUUGAGCCCACCCUGCUGGAGGAGCUUAUCUGCCACAUUGGUACUCUGGCCUCAGUCUACCACAAACCUCCCAGUGCUUUUGUGGAGGGCAGCCGUGGCGUUCAGCACAAGAAACUUACUGCUCGUGCUGGCUCUGGGGAAAGUGCCGAGAGCCCUGAUGUUGGCCUGUCUGGACCUUCGGAAGCUCCACCUGCCGUCAUUCCAUCACAAGGUGAUCUCUUGGGUGACCUGCUGAACCUGGAUCUGGCUCCACCCACUGCCACUGUCCCUUCAGUGCAGCCCUCAAUGCAGAUGGGAGCCAUGGACCUGCUGGGAGGAGGUCUGGAUAGUCUGAUGGGCGAUGAAUCAGAUACGCCGGGAGUUUCCCACAGGACAGAGGUGCAGUCUCCCCAGCCAUCUUCUGAUUAUAAUGAGAGAGAGCUGGGAGGAGACAUCGGCGGAAGCCCUUCGAUGGUUGGCGGUUUGGGGGUGGCCCCAGCAGCCAUGCCUUCUGCUCUUGGCGGAGCCCCUGCUGUUGGAGGUGGAUUAGGAGACCUUUUUGACCUCAGUGGAGGUGUUGGCAUGUCAACAGGAUCCUACGUUGCUCCUAAAACUGUGUGGUUACCAGCAAUGAAAGCUAAAGGGCUGGAGAUUUCUGGGACAUUUGCCCGACGUGGUGGGAUUAUUCAGAUGGAUCUUUCUCUUACCAACAAAGCCAUGAGCGUUAUGACUGACUUCGCCAUUCAGUUCAAUAGGAACAGUUUCGGUCUCGCCCCUGCUGGCCCUCUGCAGGUUCUGACUCCUCUGAGCCCCAAUCAGACCAUUGACGUCAGUCUCCCUCUCAGCACGAGCGGCCCUGUCAUGAAGAUGGAACCUCUCAACAAUCUGCAGGUAGCUGUGAAGAAUAACAUCGAUGUGUUUUACUUCAGCUGCCAAUAUCCCAUCAGCAUGAUCUUUGUAGAGGAUGGAAAGAUGGAACGUCAGGUGUUCCUGGCCACCUGGAAGGACAUUCCAAAUGACAACGAGGCACUGUUCCAAAUCAAAGACAUCCACCUCAACUCAGACGCGGCCAGCAACAAGCUGCAAGGCAGUAAUAUCUUCACCAUAGCCAAGAGAACAGUGGAGGGGCAGGACAUGCUGUACCUGUCUGUCAAACUCACCAACGGCAUUUGGGUGCUGGCAGAAAUGCGCAUACAGACCGGCAACCCCAACUACACGUUGUCGAUAAAGUGCAGAGCGCCAGAGGUGUUUCCGUUUGUGUUCCAGUGCUAUGAGUUGGUGUUGAAGAACUGAAGUGGUGGAAACCAACAGGAAACCGCAGUUCAAA
Molecule: messenger RNA, 3143 nt
Organism: Carassius carassius (crucian carp)
Lineage: Eukaryota; Metazoa; Chordata; Actinopteri; Cypriniformes; Cyprinidae
Gene: ap1b1
Product: adaptor related protein complex 1 subunit beta 1
Exons: 24
Coding region: 128-3109 (993 amino acids)
Biological process (GO): intracellular protein transport; vesicle-mediated transport
Cellular component (GO): membrane coat; clathrin adaptor complex
Molecular function (GO): clathrin binding
Source: RefSeq, a predicted model, not a curated record